AUGCCCAAGAUAAAUAAUGCACCAAAUAUAAACAACAAACCCGAUAAAAACACCAACACUCUACAGCCUGCUCGCCUAGCAGAAUCACAGAACUCAGGAAGAUUAAAUCCAGGCAGUAACACCCAUCCAAACACCAUGAACAGCUCCGGAAAUAACAAUUGGAAAACGCAAACAAGUAAAAGAAAUCUGUCAAGUUCUUCAUCCGGUUCUACUUCUUCCAAACCUUCUUCCUUACAAACUGCUCAACCAAAAACCAAAAAACUUUCCUUCUCAACACGUAAUCGCUACGAAUCACUUUCGAUACCUGAACCUACGGACACGGUUUUCGACCAGCCCACGCUGCCCGUUGAACCUAUCAUUGCGCCCUUCGUCAAACCACCUCCCCCGAUAUUUAUGAAAGGUAUCACAGACUACCCAAGCUUCUGCUCAACCUUAAUUGAGCUUAUUGGAUUUGACAAUUUUUUUUGCAAAGCCAGCGCCGACCGCUUAAAAAUACAGACCGCCAUCCAGAUUCUUACAGACUUCUAA
This is a messenger RNA of Rhopalosiphum maidis (corn leaf aphid), 528 nucleotides long. Its product is annotated as formin-F-like. Lineage: Eukaryota; Metazoa; Arthropoda; Insecta; Hemiptera; Aphididae. The transcript has a single exon. The coding region runs from base 1 to 528 and encodes 175 amino acids. The record is from RefSeq and is a predicted model, not a curated record.